This is a messenger RNA of Linum trigynum, 2167 nucleotides long. The record is from the annotation of a GenBank genome assembly. Lineage: Eukaryota; Viridiplantae; Streptophyta; Magnoliopsida; Malpighiales; Linaceae.
ACGACCCAAAACUAGCCGAAAAAUUCAAAUCUCGUCGGAAAACCGCGAAAUUCCUACGGUGUUCAGCCAUUUCCCCCAUUUUCGGCGAGAAAAACCCAAAACCAAGCACAUACCCAUUCUCCCCUCUUCAAAAGCGGCCUUUGCCGAGAUUUUGGGGAGAUUUGGAGCACAUUUUUUCGGCGAAGUCGCCGCCGGUGAGAGUCCGAUGAGAGUCGGGUGAGCUUCCGACGAAGCUCCAACGACCCUUCUCCGGUCUGUUUUCCGGCUGAUUUUCAUCAUCCUCCCCCUCACCUCACUUCCUCCUACAUCCUACUUGAGUCUCCAGGUUGUUUUUCAGCUCUUUCUUAUUAAUUUUAGGAGAAUCGGAUUAAGUAGUGAAGUGAGGAAAAAUUUAGUGAAUUGAAUGCUGAACUUAGAAUUAAGGUGAGGAAUUAGGGUGAUUGAAUGAUGUUGCUUAAGCUUAUUUGAGCCUUAGUGGGCAGGAUUUCAUUCGAAUUGCUUUUAAUUGUGAAACGUGCCCACCAAGUGCUAAUUGUUGAAUGAUGAGAAAUGAUUUGAUUGAGUGGUGGUUGGUCGCCACCGUGUCAUGGUUCGGGUUUGAAUUUCUGUGUGAGAUAAUCCGUGACCACCUAGAAUCAUGCCACGAGGUGCUUAAGCUUAAUUGUUUGGAUCAGCAUGGAUCCCUACAGGAAAUUUAUGUGUGUGUGUGUGGGGGGGGGGAUUCUUUUUCCUCCCAAUGCGUUGUGAUUGAUGUUUAUUUCCACGUAUGGUGCAUGUUUGUCAAUUUUGUAGGAAAGUCAACAUGAACCACCCAUUCCUUGUGGCACUGAGAGGGAACCCCAAAGCAGAGAGGGGGAUGCAAUUUUGGGCGAUCACUAACUCCUGAGAACACUGGAAACUCGACUUCAAUCAAUUCAAUGUCCUUCACUGUGGAGACAUCAUGAGGGAGGCGGUGGUUCACCCACAAUGGCACCAAAUCCUUGAAAUGGAGAAUGAAAUUUUCGAGGAGUUGUGUGUCGAGUUUUUCAGUACCUUCACCAUCCUCAUGAAAAAUAGUACGCUCGGCGCAGGGUGAAAUUCCACUUCGGUGGGGGAUGGCACAAAAUGUAUUUUGACGAGUUUGGUCGAUCACUGAGAGUUUACAACAAGAGUGAGGAUGAGUGGGAAGAGGACGACAUCAGAGUUUACGACAUGAAUGCAACAUAUCACAGGUUUUGCCUCCCGAAGCACCGACGAACACCGUUUCGAUCGACAUUCACAUUGGCCUCCACACUCAAGCCACAGUGGUGUAUCAUCAACGCAAUCCUAGCCCGUUCCCUCUACCCGAGCUAUAUCGAUCCAAACAAGAUAACCAAGAGGAUCUUGGUUGCGUUUGCUUCCAUGGCGGAUCCAUUUAGCAACCGUCAUCUUGGUUCAGUCUUGGCCACCUCUUUUGCCAGAGCCAUAUGGGGAAAACGAACGAUAUAUCAGAUCAAUGGGGCCCUACAUUACUCGUCGUGCCCGUCACUUGAAUGUUAGUUUGGCGGACUGCACAUAAGAAGGGUGCUCCACGGGGUUCGAAGAGAGCAUUUUGCGUUCCAUGCGGUUGCUGGGAUCGUUUGGUCCAUUCCGAUUCAUUGAGGGACUACCUCUACCACCAGAGGCCCCACCUCUAGAGCAGCCACCUGCUCAAGCUCGCGGUUGCUGCCGGUGUCCCGCGCUCCAGCGCCCAGUACCACCAGCAUCAGCAGUAGCAGCAGCACCAGCUGGUGAUCCCCUCGUCCAGAGAAUGGAUCGCCUCGAGACCCAUGUCGUGGGAGUGACUUCUCGACUCGACCGGCAGACUGAACUCCUUGAGCAGAUAGUUCGUCACCAGGGCCUCAUUCCAGAUGAUGAGCUGGGGCCUUCGACCCAAUGAGAGGUAGCCGACGAGGGAGAUAUGUGGCAGAGCCGUUUCGCCCCACUACUCCACUUGGAACUCUCAACUCUUUUGUUUUAUUUAUCUUUCUUUUAUUUUGUGUGUGUGAUCAUAAACUACUACUAUCGUAUUGUGAUGUGUAAUAACCUCGCCUCGAGCGAGUUGUAUUGUGUUUGUGUAUGUGUGUUUUUGUCUUCUCCUUAAAACUUAAAUCUCCUACCCCGGGACCAAUUCCAACUUUCACUCACCAAACAAAGCAGUAACAUCGUU